Oryctolagus cuniculus (rabbit) is the source of this 6908-nucleotide messenger RNA. RefSeq names its product protocadherin 20 (gene PCDH20). Gene Ontology annotation, biological process: homophilic cell-cell adhesion. Gene Ontology annotation, molecular function: calcium ion binding. The record is from RefSeq and is a predicted model, not a curated record. Lineage: Eukaryota; Metazoa; Chordata; Mammalia; Lagomorpha; Leporidae. Gene Ontology annotation, cellular component: plasma membrane.
CUGCCUCUAAAGUCAGACCACUGGCAGACACUUGCGCCUCCAACUAGCAAACUCGCAGAAGCUCCGCCACCGCUAGCCGCGAAGAUCCAAUGCCUAGGCGCAUCAAACCUUCACAGGAUUCCUGCACUUGUUUUUCUGGAUCGCACCGCCUAACAGAGAACUGGAAAUUCCUCCCUCCGCUGAGAAAAGUGCAUUUUCUAUUUUCGCGCAACGCCACUGGAUUCGAGUCUCGGAGGCACUCAUUGGCAAAGGCAGCAUUUGGGAGCGCUCGGUGGCGCCGACUUCCUCUAGCUCCUGAGACACAGAUGCAGGCUUAUUUAUUUAUUUUAAUUCUCCCUCUCUUGCUAGCGACCUGAGCACUUGGGCUCUGACUGGUGCAGCAAGGAGGAAGGCUAGUGGACACGCGCUGGGGCGCAGGAGCAGCGGGCGCCUCAUCGCAGUCUUCUCAGGCCAAGUCCCACAUUCCGGCUUCCCCGGCGGGGUCUGCACCUACCCAAAUCGGGGGCAGGACACCAAAAAUGCACCCUUCUACCCCCUUGUCUUUCUGCCCUCCUGAAGUUCCUGUCCCUAAUUGACAAGCCUGUGACUAUUGGCUGAAGUUCCCCAGCGAUUUGCAUGAACGGAGAGGGAGUGUCUUCUGCCGCCCUCCCUGCAGGAGCGCGCUGACUGCAGCCUCCCUGGGAAUGCGCGGCCGAGGGAAUGCGCGCAGCCCGCGAGCCCUGGCAGUGAGCUGGCGCCCGGCGACCUGGCACCCGCGCCUGGAUAUGGGGCGUCUACGUCGUCCCAGAAGCAGCAGCAGCCACAGGAACCUGCCGCAUCUGUUUCUGUUUCUCCUCUUCGUGGGACCCUUCAACUGCCUGGCGAGUUACAGCCGCGCCACAGAGCUUCUGUACAGCCUGAACGAGGGACUGCCCGCGGGAGUGCUCAUCGGGAGCCUGGCGGAGGACCUGCGGCUGGUGCCCCGCGCCGCCAGCAGACAGGACCAGCAUUCGCAGUCUCCAGAGCGCACCAGGGCCGAGUGGAAUCCGCCUCUCUCUUUCAGCCUGGCCUCCAGCGGACUGAGCGGCCAGUAUGUGACCCUAGACAACCGCUCUGGGGAGCUGCACACUUCUGCCCAGGAGAUCGACAGGGAGGCCCUGUGUCUUGACCGAGGUGGAGAGGCUGCCUGGGGCGGCAGCGUUUCCAUCUCUUCCUCUCCAUCCUCUGACUCUUGCCUUUUACUUCUGGAUGUGCUUGUCCUGCCUCAGGAAUACUUUAGGUUUGUGAAGGUGAAAAUCGCCAUCAGGGAUAUCAACGACAACGCCCCCCAGUUUCCUGUUUCCCAAAUUUCUGUUUGGGUCCCAGAAAAUGCACCUGUAAACACCCGGCUGGCCAUAGAGCAUCCUGCUGUGGACCCAGAUAUAGGCACUAACGGGGUGCAAACCUAUCGCUUACUGGACUACCAUGGCAUGUUCACCCUGGACGUGGAAGAGAAUGAGAAUGGGGAGCGCACCCCCUACCUGAUUGUCAUGGGCUCUUUGGACAGAGAAACCCAGGACCAGUACGUAAGCAUCAUCAUUGCUGAGGACGGUGGGUCUCCACCACUGUUGGGCAGUGCCACGCUCACCAUCGGCAUAAGUGACAUUAAUGACAAUUGCCCUCUAUUCAUAGACUCACAAAUCAAUGUCACUGUCUAUGGGAAUGCUACAGUUGGUACCCCUAUUGCAGCUGUCCAGGCUGUGGACAGAGACUUGGGGACCAAUGCUCAAAUCACCUACACUUAUAGCCAGAAAGUUCCACAAGCAUCCAAGGAUUUGUUCCAUCUGGAUGAAACCACAGGAGUCAUAACACUUUUCAGUAAGAUUGGAGGAAGUGUUCUACAAAUGCAUAAGCUCACCAUUCUUGCGAAUGGACCGGGCUGCAUCCCUGCUGUGAUCACGGCUCUAGUGUCUGUUAUCAAAGUCAUCUUCAGACCACCUGAAAUAGUUCCUCGUUACAUAGCCAAUGAGAUAGAUGGUGUGGUCUAUCUGAAAGAACUGGAACCUGUGCACACACCUGUUGCGUUUUUCACCAUAAGAGAUCCGGAAGAUAAAUACAAGGUCAACUGCUACCUGGACGGUGAAGGGCCAUUUAGGUUAUCACCCUACAAGCCGUACAAUAAUGAAUAUUUGCUAGAGACUACAAAACCAAUGGACUAUGAGCUGCAGCAGUUUUAUGAAAUAGCUGUGGUGGCCUGGAAUUCUGAAGGAUUUCAUGUCAAGAGAAUCAUCAAAGUGCAACUUUUAGAUGACAAUGAUAAUGCUCCUGUUUUCCUACAACCCUUGAUAGAACUAACCAUUGAAGAAAAUAAUGCACCCAAUGCCUUUUUGACCAAGCUGUAUGCCACAGAUGCUGACAGUGGAGAGAGAGGCCAAGUUUUGUAUUUUCUGGGACCUGAUGCUCCAUCCUAUUUUUCCUUAGACAAUGUCACGGGGAUUCUGACAGUCUCUACCCAGCUGGAUCGAGAAGAGAAAGAAAAGUACAGGUACACCGUCAGAGCUGUUGACUGUGGAAAGCCACCCAGAGAAUCAGUAGCCACUGUGGCUCUCACAGUGUUGGAUAAAAAUGACAACAGCCCUAGGUUUAUCAACAAAGACUUCAGCUUUUUUGUGCCAGAAAAUUUUCCAGGAUAUGGUGAGAUUGGAGUGAUCAGUGUUACGGAUGCAGAUGCUGGGCGAAAUGGAUGGGUGGCCCUCUCGGUGGUGAACCAGAGCGAUAUUUUUGUCAUAGAUACAGGAAAAGGUAUGUUGAGAGCAAAAGUCUCUUUGGACAGAGAGCAGCAAAGCUCUUACACCUUGUGGGUUGAAGCUGUUGAUGGGGGUGAGCCUGCCCUCUCCUCUACCACAAAAAUCACAAUUCUCCUUCUAGAUAUCAAUGACAACCCUCCUCUUGUUUUAUUUCCUCAGUCGAAUAUGUCUUAUUUGUUGGUACUGCCAUCUACUCUGCCUGGCUCCCCAGUCACCGAGGUCUAUGCUGUGGACAAAGACACGGGCAUGAAUGCUGUCAUAGCUUACAGCAUCAUAGGCAGAAGAGGGCCUAGGCCUGAGUCCUUCCGGAUUGACCCUAAAACUGGCAACAUCACUUUGGAAGAGGCCUUGCUGCAGACGGAUUAUGGGCUCCAUCGCUUACUGGUGAAAGUGAGCGACCACGGUUACCCUGAGCCUCUCCAUUCCACAGUCAUGGUAAACCUGUUUGUCAAUGACACAGUCAGUAAUGAGAGCUACAUUGAGAGUCUUUUAAGAAAGGAACCAGAAAUUAACAUAGAGGAGAAAGAACCACAAAUUUCAAUAGAACCAACUCAUAGGAAGGUAGAAUCCUUAUCCUGCAUGCCCACCUUAGUAGCUCUGUCUGUGAUAAGCUUGGGUUCCAUCACACUUGUGACAGGCAUGGGCAUAUACAUCUGCUUAAGGAAAGAGAAGAAGCCUCAUAGGGAAGAUGACAAUUUGGAAGUACAAAUCCCACUAAAAGGAAAAAUUGACUUGCACAUGAGAGAGAGGAAACCAAUGCAUAUUUCUAAUAUUUGAUAUUUCACUGUGGAAUAACAAUGGAUGGUGUUUUAAUAGACUCUGGAGAGUCUUGUUCACCUGCGUAAGAGUGUGUCAAUGGCAGCUCCAAUGAAGGACGACUAAUUUAUAACUUGUACUAUAUUGUAAAUAGCUGUUUACAGAUUUUUAAAAUCAAAUCCAGAGGUUAUACAAUGUGUACAGCGUUUUUAAAUGAAAAUUAGUACUAACAGCUAUAGAAAUGUUAUAAUAAAACGUAAAAAAAAAGCUUGGACAUGAUUUGCAGCUUUCAUAAACCAAGCAGAUGAUUGAUAAAACCUGGGAUUAAGGUAAGAAAACAGCACUUUUUCUUUUGGUCUAAAAAGUCCUUUCACCACAAGAGGGCAUCAGUUUCUCCUUUGCAGGGAACUGAGGUAUUGUACAUGACAGAUGUUGUACAUGAAAUUAAUGAAAGAGUAUAUUUUAAAUACAUUGUUUUUAACAUUAAAUUAAUAGGAACUUAAAGUAAAUGGAAUUUUGAUCUACUUAAAUAUAUGAUAAUAAGGAAAAGAAAUGCACUUAUAAACAGAAAGUUUUUACCUCACAAGUACGUCAUGUAUAGUUUGAAAGAGAAGGCAUUAAAUUAAAAAGUGCAAUUCAUUUUUAGCAAGGAUAAAAGCAUUGCCAUGUGUUACAAAGUCGACCUGCUGAAGAGUAUUUCACUUUCUGUGUACUCAAUUUUUUUUGCUUUCCUUGUGCUUUACCCCUGCACUAUCUUGACAGGGGAAUUAUAUAUAUAUAUAUAUAUAUAUAUAUAAAAUUAUAUAUAUAUAUUUCCCUGCAGAAAAUUUAAUUAGAAAUUGUGCCCAAGAAAAACAGCCAGAAGUAAGGAAAUGUUUUAUUCCUUAUUUGCUGAAUAGGUGUCCAUGUUUGAAUGUUUACACAACUUCUCAGUUGUGCUGUAACUUGGGUAUAUAUUUGAGUUUUAUGUUUCAACUCAUUCAUCACUUUAGAAAAUAAAUGUUGAAUUAAAAUUGGAUUAUUCUAAAAGCUAAUGUACAGUAUUGGUUGUUUCAGUUUUACAUUUUAUAUGAAACUUAUAUUUAUCUCUUUGUUGUUGCUGAUGUUUGUUGGCUACCAUUUCUUGCUUUCCUUCUUUGGCUUUGGAUUAAAUCCAAGAGUUAAUUUGUAAGCCCAGCAGUAGAUUCUUUUGAUAACUGAGCUUUUACAGAAUUUUGCAGUGAAGAAAGCUGGUAACCAGUGAUAUAUCACCUUCACUUCAUUGUGUAAGCUUGAAAUUUUAUUUUGUAUGAGAACUAUAGCAAAAUUAUCUGUAUAAACACGGAAUGUAAGUGUCAGCUUAAACUGGAUCAUUUUGCUUUUUGGCACAUGUGUCUGUAUUGUACCAAAAGUGUUUAUAUGUCUACAAAUUAAAAGUAUAUAUUUUCAUAAUUUAUUUCUCAUUUUUACCAUUUUUGAACAGGCUGUUGUUCUUUCACAAAAGUGCCUGUUUUUUGGCAUUCUUUGUUUUUAGGAUAAAAUGUGAGUAAACCAUAAUAUUCUGCUAUGCUAACAUUUUUAUUAAACCAAUUCAUUAGUCAAACAUUGGAUAAGUUUUUAAAUAUGUAUGUGGUUAUAGACAUAUAGUAGCAAGAGAAUAUGUCUGUAAGUUUGAUAUAAAUUCAAAUGAAAAUGUGUGCCCACUAAUGUGCACAUGAAUAUUAAUUAUUAUAAAUUUAUUGUCAAUUAUAAAUUUUCAUUUCCCACAUACUUAUAGCAAAUGUUAGCUGUGUUGCAACAGCUUUCAAUAAUUUUUAAAACAAAUUUAUACUGAAAAACAAAUAAUUUAAUGCCAUUACCCAAAACCUUUUGGAUUUGUAUUACCUAAUUUUUCUUUCCUUAUUCAAUAAACAAAAUGAUAAGAAUAUAAGGUAGCAGUGUUUGCUAAAAGAAUUUCCUUUUGUAUGAGAGGCACUUGAAUUUAUGAGGCUCAGAUUUUGUAACCACGUCAGUUUUUCAUUCAUUAUUGAAGCAUAGUGAUGGAGGAAACAAUCAUUAUCCAGUCAAAUUUUGUUUCUUACAAUCCUUUUGUUUUCUGAAUUACUUGUGAUUUGAGAAGCACCAUUAAUAAAAAAUAAAUCCUUUGUAAGGGCAAUGACUUUUCCAUCAGCAUAAUUAACAAAAUAUUCUUUUCAUUUCUAACUUUAAGGAGGCUAAUGAGUUUUGGGAUAGGGACUUCAUUUCCAACAUGAGAAAAGUCUAGCAUUAAUAAAAAGAUGUAUUUCCAAAUAACUUCUUGUGGCAGGAUUUCCUUGACUAAAACAUCUCAUUCACACUAAAAACUUUAAUAACAAGAAAAGCUAACGUAAAUUAAGCCCAAAGAUAAAAGCUCCUUUUUACUAACACCUUGUGCUAGAACAGUUGCCAAAAUGUAUGCUAAUCAUGUCAGUGCUGUUAGUUGAGCUGGCACAAAAAUAAAUGUUCCAUUCAUUAAAAAGCCUAAUUCCAUUUAACAGUUUGAGAGCCAGUGAGUUCUCUUUGCUCGAUUUAAUGAAGAGAUUGCUCUGAUAUUUGCACUGCCAAAUCCAUUCUUAUCCAAUACAUAGAAAAUUAUUCAUUAAUUUGAAUUGGGAAAAUUAAAAAUAGUGUAACAAUUUUAGCUAUGGUGGGGUAGACUUUUUAGAGUAGAUUUCCCGACCCUAUCAAAAAAACAAACAAACAAACAAAAAAUGUUCUAAAAUCAGUUAUGCUUCUAUCAGUUUUGGUUCAAAUUGAAAGGAAAACAUUCUUAUUUUUAAAAAGGUGUUUUUUUUCAGCAUUGGUGCAUUAAAAACAUAAAAUUCUUGGUGUUUGGGGUGCUUUUCCUAUGUUUUAUGAAAUUACCAGGCAUGAUUUCACUAUGAAAUAAUGUCACUAGAAGCAACGUAGGGAGGGCUGCUGUGUGAAGUUCACUUGGGAGCAGUAAGCUAUCUCACAAGGAUUCUAGUUUGUACGCAAAGAAAAUGUCUAAAGAUAAUUGUGAAUGGAGAUAUUAAACUGACCUCUCCACUGGAGACUUGGGUUCCAAAAUUCCCUAUGUGAGAUCCUGAUCUUUGGCAGACAAUGGAAAAUGUAAUGAAAGUGUAGUCUGACCACAUGAGGUUCAACUACAGUGGGAAGCCUCAGCUCAUGGAGGCAAGGACACAAGUACCCUAUCAUUUUAUUCCUUCUAAGGUAGAUUUUUCUCACUGUAAAAAUAGCAGACAGUGGCUAUGAACUGCCAUAUUGCAGUCUUGAGUCAUCUCUGCCUAACACUCUGCCUUUACAUGCAAGUAAUUUGCAAAUAUUUAUUGAAAAGAAAAAUUAACUUUUAGGUAGGUGAAUAAAAAGCUCAAAAAAAAAUCAUUAAUCAAUUAAAAUAAUUCCUAA